Molecule: messenger RNA, 321 nt
Organism: Impatiens glandulifera
Lineage: Eukaryota; Viridiplantae; Streptophyta; Magnoliopsida; Ericales; Balsaminaceae
Product: ATP-dependent RNA helicase glh-2-like
Exons: 2
Coding region: 1-321 (106 amino acids)
Source: RefSeq, a predicted model, not a curated record
AUGACAGGCAAUGGGGGAAGUUCGAGUUUUGGCAAUGUAGGCACAUUAGGAAGCUCCGGCUUUGGUAGUGUUGGGACCGUUGGGAAUGGUAAUGAGGGAAGCUCGGGCUUUGACAAUGUAGACACAUUAGGAAGCUCCGGCUUUGGUAGUGUUGGGACCGUUGGGAUUGGUAAUGAGGGAAGCUCGGGCUUUGGCAAUUUGGGGAUAGUUGGGAACGGUAUUGAAGGAAGCUCGGGCUUUGGCAAUUUUGGGAUUGUUGGGACUGGCAGCGAAGGGAGGUCGGGCUUUGGCAGUUUUGGGAAGGAAGGAUGGUGCAUGUAA